Messenger RNA from Vicia faba (fava bean), 540 nucleotides. NCBI's taxonomy places the organism in Eukaryota, Viridiplantae, Streptophyta, Magnoliopsida, Fabales, Fabaceae. The record is from the annotation of a GenBank genome assembly.
AUGAUACAAUUUUGUCCAGUUUUUUCUGUCCCUGUCUUGCCAAAGGCAAUCACAAAUUCUUUUUCUCAACAUGAACCAACCCCUUUGAGUCAUAAUGAUGGUGAAGCACCACAACCUGAUAUAGAUGUUGCCAUACCAAAUCCACCUGCUAUAGCUCACAAUGAUAAUCAAAUCUUACCUGCUGAACAUAAUCACUCAUCUCAAAGACCAACUAGAAUUCGUAGACCUCCAACCUAUCUUCAGGACUACCAAUGUAGUGUUCAGUACCCAAUACAGAAGCACUUGACCUAUGAUAACCUGCAACCCACUUAUAGAAAGUUUAUAGGACAAGUAUCUGGCAUUUAUGAGCCAUCUUUCUAUCAUCAGGUUGUCUCCAGUCUUGAGUGGAGACAUGCUAUGGCAGAAGAAAUUGCUGCUCUAGAGGCAAACAACACAUGGUCCAUUCAAAGUCUUCCCAAGGGCAAGAAAGAUGAAGGUUCUAAGUGGGUAUACAAAGUGAAAUAUAGAGCUGGUGGAUCCUUGGACAGGUACAAAGCAUGA